Molecule: messenger RNA, 615 nt
Organism: Sodiomyces alkalinus F11
Lineage: Eukaryota; Fungi; Ascomycota; Sordariomycetes; Glomerellales; Plectosphaerellaceae
Exons: 5
Coding region: 1-615 (204 amino acids)
Source: RefSeq, a predicted model, not a curated record
AUGGACAUCGGAGCGGAUGGGGAUUCCGGGCAGGCAUGUUUUGCGCAUUCCGCUCUCUUCUGCGUCGCUAUCCCGCAACAUCAACCAGAGAGGGCAGGAGGUCAAGGUAGAGAAUGGAGCCCGGUGAGGACACCGGACAUUACGAGAAGGCCGAUGCUCCAGACCUUUGAAUGUGGGUUCCGAGUUCAUAGCUUUCCUGAUCCCGAAUCAUGGGCCUACGGACGCGAUCGUCCUCCAGGGAUCAUCCCCUCCACCGAUCCCAUCCACCGAUCACAACCCAUCAACCCCGGAGAAGUCAUGAUCAUUCCACCAGGCUUCCAUGCCGUGAAGGAUGGGCCUUCCCGCCAUCUUUUGGCCCUCUCGCUUGCUGCUCAGUCCUACAGACCUUGGGCUCACCGCCCUGUCUCCCAGCUCCUGUCCUGGCCGGAGAGGGGGAUACCAAGUACGCACACGCGCGCCCGCCAAGCCACCUUACAACGGUGCUUCGACGGAGAACGACCUCAAGCGGCUGCACAAGAACGGGAAAAAGAGCCAGCCGCUGCACCUCUUGGCCCGGUGAAGAAGCGGCCCAGGGCGCUCCCGGCCAGUCUCCGCCCCCUCCCCAUUUCUCGAUAA